AUGCUUGACCGCCGGUGCCCUAAGCCUCGUGUCGGCCCCACCGACUCCCCUCCCGAAGCGCACGUAUCAGCCAGCCCUGUCGCCCCAGUGCCUGGGGAUCUUCAUCUCUUUAAAAUCUCUCUUUGCGCCGUCUUCCUUCCAUCUUCCUUUUCUUCCCUUCCCCUUCUCUUGUCCUCUUCUACCUUACUCUCCGCACCGGUAGCAGGUCAUCGAGAGGUAUCUAUUGGCUCUGCUCACACCCCAUCUCGAUCACCCUUCUUCUUACUUGAUCCUCUCUCGUGGAGACAGGACUUGGCAACUGUCUGA
This is a messenger RNA of Aspergillus melleus, 306 nucleotides long. RefSeq lists its product as uncharacterized. Lineage: Eukaryota; Fungi; Ascomycota; Eurotiomycetes; Eurotiales; Aspergillaceae. The transcript has a single exon. The coding region runs from base 1 to 306 and encodes 101 amino acids. The record is from RefSeq and is a predicted model, not a curated record.